GAGACCCAGGACCAAUGAGGAGAAGGCGCUGUAAAGCCGGAAGUCAUUCAACCAAUGGAGGCGAGGAAAAGGCAGGAUGUAAAUGAGCGACAGCAUGACAAGCCAAUCAGAAUCGACGUUUAGAAGCGCUGACCAACAGGAGUGGGACGGAGGCGGAAAAAAAGUGAUAGAAUGAGCGGCAACCUCUGCAGCCAAUCAGAACCUGUUUUAAUGCCCCAACAGCCAAUAAGAAGCAGGAAAAGGUGGGACAAAGCUGCUGAACCAAUAGCAACGAGAAAGAGGAGGAAAACGGCGUGGCGGUGAUUGACAUUAAGAGCAUCCAAUAGGAAAAUAGUAUUUUUAAAGCUUAACCAAUCAGCGAUAGCAACAGGCGGGACUUGCCCCGCCUACUCAAUCACGCUCGGAGGAGAACCCGGAAGCGGCAGGCGGGAUUUCCGCAUCGCCACCCAAUCAGGCGGCGGCGCGGGAACCUAGCAACCAAUGAGGAGCGACGGGAAGGGCGGGGCUUGUCCGCCAUGAACGGAGCGAGCGAGGGCGAUGUCGGCGGCUACAAACGGCGCUGCCGGGCCCUGAAACGGCGCCUGAAGCUGCUGCUCUACGAGCAGGAAUGUUUCCAGGAGGAGCUGAGGAGAGCCCAGCGCAAACUGCUGAAAGUCUCCCGGGAUAAAAGUUUUUUCCCCAAAUUCCCCAAUUUCUCCUCAUUUCCCCUCAGUUUCCUCCUGGACCGGCUCCUCCAGUACGAAAACGUCGACGAUGAUUCCUCAGACUCGGAGGCGACGGCGUCGUCCGACAACAGCGACGGGGACGGUGCCAAGGGGGCGGAGCCAACGCCCGCCAAGAGGCGCCGCUCGCCCUCCCCUCCCCCCCCGGCCUUUGGCCCCUCCCCCUACAUGAUGGCGUCGCCGCCCUACAGCCCCUUCCCGGCGCAGUUCCCGCCCCUCCCCUCGCAGGGCGGGGCCAGGCCACGCCCCUCCCCCGCCCGGCGCAGCAAAGGGACACGGAGGGGGCAGCCUCCUCCCGCCCCUCCCCCUCUGCCCUUUGGUGGGGGCGGGGCAGGGGCAGGACUGUCAGGUGGGCGUGGCCCUGGUUCGCCCCUCCCUCCGCCUGCCCUGGCCCCGCCCCCCGCCCCUCCCCCCAUCCCCCCCACGCUCCCGCGGCGCCUCCUGAGCGACCCCGGGGAGGGGGAGGGGGAGGGCAGCGAUGACCCCCUGGACGGCGACGACGAGCUGGUCAUCGACCUGCCCGAGUGACCCCUGAGUGACCCCUGAGUGACCUCUGAGUGACCCCUGAGUGACCCCUGAGUGACCCUGAGUGACCCCUGAGUGACCUCUGAGUUACCUCUGAGUGACCCUGAGUGACCCCUGAGUGACCCUGAGUGACCCCGAGUGACCCUGAGUGACCCUGAGUAACCCCUGAGUGACCCCUGAGUGACCCCUGAGUGACCUCUGAGUUACCUCUGAGUGACCUCUGAGUGACCCUGAGUGACCCCUGAGUGACCCCUGAGUGACCCCUGAGUGACCCCUGAGUGACCUCUGAGUGACCCCUGAGUGACCUCUGAGUGACCCUGAGUGACCCCUGAGUGACCCUGAGUGACCCCUGAGUGACCCCUGAGUGACCCCUGAGUGACCCCUGAGUGACCCUGAGUGACCCCUGAGUGACCCUGAGUGACCCCUGAGUGACCCCUGAGUGACCCUGAGUGACCCCUGAGUGACCCCGAGUGACCCCGAGUGACCUCUGAGUGACCCCUGAGUGACCCCUGAGUGACCCCUGAGUGACCCCUGAGUGACCCCUGACCCCAAAGUGAGAAGAUUUUCCCUCAAAAAAAGGAAAUUUUAGGUUUCUUCCCUCGAUUUUUGACAAUUUUCCUUAAUUUCUGUUGUUAAUUAAAUGAAUUAAAGUUCCAUCGUUAAUUUCCGCUCUUAA
Messenger RNA from Haemorhous mexicanus (house finch), 1923 nucleotides. RefSeq names its product INO80 complex subunit E (gene INO80E). NCBI's taxonomy places the organism in Eukaryota, Metazoa, Chordata, Aves, Passeriformes, Fringillidae. Bases 516 to 1250 code for a protein of 244 amino acids. The record is from RefSeq and is a predicted model, not a curated record. The transcript has 7 exons. Gene Ontology annotation, cellular component: Ino80 complex; nucleus. Gene Ontology annotation, biological process: chromatin remodeling.